AUGAACAACCAAAGUGCACUUAUCGUGGAUUUACGUAGAAAGAUUCUUCAAUCGCGCAAAUUGAUCGACAUUUAUCAGUGGCUAAUCGAUUCAUACGUUCUCGAUUUCUACGUUGACAAUCACUGGGACCGUCUGCCACCAUGCUGGCAGACUUGUUUCGAACGUAUCAAGGUGCAAGAACUUCAGGCUUUGCUAACGGACGAUUCCGAUUCUGGAAAAUCCACAGUAUGGCCUCUUUCAAUAUUAGCUAUUCGGGUAUUGCUGCGGGAAUUAAGUAUAUCAAGAAAGCUUCGGCAGACCGACACUGGUUCUGAUUCAAAAAAGCAACAGACAGCAUUCUGCUGUCACAAAAAAUUGUUUGAUAAGUCGGUGAAACUGAAAAAGCGACACGAAAUUGAAAAAUUCUGCGAAGAAUGUUGGUUGACAGGCCAAACCACGAAUGUGGAACAUCUGGUAGAUGUUGGAUCAGGACAAGGCAAUCUAGCUCGUUCGCUGAACUACGGUUAUGGAUUGCAGGUUUGUUGCAUUGAACAGGACGAACAACUGGUCAACACAGCGAAGCUCAAAGAUGAAGAACUAUCCUGUCGACUAAAAAAACAGUUCAAAAUUGAGUCUACCCAUCAUCCGGUUCAUCUUAGCAGAAAAGAAAACCUAGAAAUGAUUGAUCCUUGUAAAUUUGUACAAAUGAUUCUUGACUCAUUCAACAUAGAGGCGAGCACACCCUUCCGAUUCGGUUUGAUUGGACUGCACCCCUGUGGUGAUUUGGCAGUCAUUUUAAUAAAACUAUUUCUCUCUUGUCCGGAAGCUACAUUCAUUAAAAUAGUGUGCUGCUGCUACAUGAAACUGUCGACGAAGGAAGACAAAACGAAAAGUUUCGGCUUUCCAUUAAGCGAAUUUAGCAACAAACAUAGGCUGAAGCUAAGCUACGAAGCACGGGAAAUCGCCUGCCACGCAGUGGAACAAUACUGUAACAAACUGCAAACGGAUUAUGAUGAGCUGAAAGUGCAUGCUUUCCGAGCGGCCGCUGAGAAAAUCAUCGUCAAACUGCACCCCCAGCUGAAACAUUCCGGACUGAAGAGUACAAAAGUGACUAACAUGAGCUUUCAACAGUACUGCGACAAGGCACUCGCCGGACUGGGAAUCGAACUACCUCAGGCGGAAACGCAAUCCGAAGACACCCGGUCCAAUCUGAGCAACUGGCAGCGGGUGGUGAAAUUCUACACCUUACGGUUGAUGUUCGCACCGUUAAUUGAAUCGGUGAUUCUGUACGAUCGGUGGCUGUACCUGCUGGAGCAAGGCAUUUCUAGCAAAAUCGAGGUGUUGUUCGAUCCGGUUCUAUCUCCCAGAAAUCAUGCCUUAACCGGGUGGAAAUAAUGUAGCCAAUUCACUUUGAUAAAUAUAUAUUCUGUUAACAUCACUAAAAAGCUGCGUGGAUUGGAUUCAUCUACAUCCAUCUAGAUUACUAGUUAAAUCAGAUAGUAAUUGACGUAGGUUUAAAAUGAAUAA
Molecule: messenger RNA, 1506 nt
Organism: Sabethes cyaneus
Lineage: Eukaryota; Metazoa; Arthropoda; Insecta; Diptera; Culicidae
Product: methyltransferase-like protein 25B
Exons: 3
Coding region: 1-1374 (457 amino acids)
Source: RefSeq, a predicted model, not a curated record